AUUCCCAGUACAAUCAAUCAAUCAAAUCCAAAUGAAAAGAGAUCUUUGUGCUAGAUGGCUUUGCCCAAUUGUGUGCUCUCCUAAGUGACCUGAGUGCGUUUAAGGUGGGCCACCCUAGGUUGUCUGGUAGGUUAGUGGUAUUAAGUGCAUUUGGACAGCAGUAUUUUCAACUUAAGGAUGGAUUCAUUGGGACAUGUCACCAUAAGCCCAGGAAUAUCCAUACUGUGAGUUUAGUAGCCACCGUGGCAUUGAGAAACCUGGAGGUUCUUGAGAAUGAAGGGGUAUGACCCAGAUAAACAGGGGUGUGUGGGCACCCUGGCCAAUGCCACCCUGUGCAGACUCUCCUCCUCCUUCAGCUUCCUGAGUCGCUGGAAUGACAGGUGUGCACCACUGCACCAGGCUAGUAUUUGUUCUUUUGUGAUCCAUGUGUCUUGCAUGAUGCCCUUGUGGUUUGUCUGUUGGAGCAGCUGUCAGAAUUUCUUUCCUUUUUAGAGCUGUAUAAUAUUCCUCCGUGUGAGUAUUCCCCAUUUGGCUCAUCUGUCUGUUUGAGGUGGACAGUUGGGUUGUGUCCACCUGCAGGCUGUUGUGAUGAUGCUUGAACAUCAGUUUACAAACACCUGUUCAAAUGCCUGUGUCCACUUCUUUUGGAUAUGUGCCUAGGGGUGGCAUUUCUAGAUCCUAUGAGUGGUUUGGGGGGAUUCCCAUACUGUUUCCACGGCGACUCUGCCAUUUUACAUCCCCACAGCAGUAUCUAGGGUCCCAGUUUCUCCACAUCCCGGUCUGCAUUUCUCCUCCUUUCUCUUUUCACAAUAGCCACCCCAUGGGUGUGACAUGCCCUUUACCUGUGCAUGUCAUAAAAAGCAGUGAUUCUAGUGACGCUCAAGUGGACUUUGGAAACCUGACCGGGAGGGAGGGUGGGGACCAGAGUGCCAGCCGCCUGCAAGCCAGGCACGCCCUCCUCCGUCUCCUCUCCUCACCUGUGAAACAGGGGUCACAGCAGGACCGGCCACUGGGGCUCUUGAAGGGCCAGGGUGGAGUAAUUCCUGAGAGACACCCAGCAGAGUGCCUGGCACCAUCUGCGCCCCGAGAUCAUGGCUGUUUUUACUCUAAGCACGUUGUUUUCAUUCUGGUUUCAUGUGUUUUGUUUUCGGGUUUUGAGAUGGCGUCCCACUGUGCUGCCUGGGCUGGCCUCUAUCCUCUGGCCCUCCUUUGAUCCUCCUGCCUCAGCCUCCUGAGUGGCCGGAGACACAGGUGUGGGCCAUGGCGCCCGGCCGCACCUCGGCAUUUUGAAUGGAUGGAAGAACACAGCUCACAAGCCCCCCCCCCCAUGACUGUGACAUUUGCCUCUCCUGGAGAAUGGGCACUGUUCCCGUGGUUCUCCUGUGACGGCCGAGGCUCACCCAUCUUUUCUGACCCCAAACCAAGGACUUGCAGGGUGAGGGCUUUGCGGGGCUCUGAUGGUGCCCAGGCUGGCUGGGGCUGGGGUGGUCUGCCUGCGGCCCUGGCGACGUUUCAGGAGGGUUAUGAGUCGGAAUUACUUCCAGCAGGGCAUCCUCAGGGGGACAGGGGACCACAGUGCCCUGCAGAUACAGUGGCUUUUCUUUCUGGUGACUUCCUAGGGUGACUUUCUAGCGACGGGGUCACUGAGUUGAAAGUAGACAGGGUUUGGGGGGACGAGGUGCACGGGGAGCCUCCCCACUCCUGUGAUGGGGGGCUGGUGGUCUUUCAGGGCCAAUGCCCAUGUGGGGACAGCACCCCAGUGUUGACAGGAUUUUUUUUGGUACCAAGAAUUGAACCCAGGGGCCCUCCACCACUAAGCCCUUCCCCAGCCCUGUUCUGUGUUUUAUUUAGAGACAGGGUCUCACUGAGCUGCUUAGGGCCUCACCAUUGCUGAGGCUGGCUUUGAACUCAGGAUCCUCCUGCCUCAGCCUCCCGAGCCACUGGGAAGACAGGUCAGGAGAGGCUUCCUGGAGGCGGUUGGAGGAGGAGGGGAUCAUGGGUGCACAGAGAUGAGGAGGCAGAUAGAGAAAAAGGGUGCGUCCUGCCUCCUGCCUGGGCGUCACUUCAGAAGUAGGAGAGUGUGUGUAAAAGACAGAGGGAGCAGCCUCCAUUGUAGACUAGGCUGGCAGGAGAGAGAGGGUCAGAUCCGGGGCCUUGGGGAGGAGUCAGGUCUCCACCCAGGGGCAGUGGGAGACCGGAGGGAUUUGAGCUGGGGGUGACGUCCCGACCCUUGGGUAUUAGGGGAGGCCCAGCCUUGGGAACCAAGGGCCAUGCUGAGGCUGACUCCAGAAGUUCCUUCUCCAUGACGCCCUCCCGGCCACCGAGGAGUCCCCUUCUGCAUAGUCACCAACAUUCUGCACACUGGGAUCAAGUUUCGUUCACUGCUCUCUCUGUGUUCAGGGCUUUCUGUGUGUUGGGUUCCCUGCUGCAUCCCCAGCACCUGGCACAUAGUAGGUGCUCAUUAAUAGGGCAUUGGAAUGGAUGAAUGAAUGGUUGGAUGGAUGGAUGGAGAGAUGAGCUAGGGCUGCAGCCACGGGGACAGGGACAGGGGACGCGCGUGCUCCAGUGACAUCUGACAUUUCGGCUGGGCCCUGUGCAUCUGGGGCCCGUGGGUGGCCAGAUCUUGUGUGUUCCGCGCCCAGCUCCUCCUGGAGGACGCCAGCCUGCGCUCUGCCAAUCUGCUCCUGGCCUGUUGCUGGGUGCGCGUCACGGGACGGGUCUGCAGAUUCAGGGGCCAAGGUCAUGUUCCGGGAGACACUGAAAGGUGUCAGGACCGGCCCACGCCCCCGCACCAGAUGGUGGCCUUCCCGGGAAGCAGCGGCAGCCAGAGAGCUGCUGAGCUCCCAGCACGGCUGGCGGGUGUGACUGCGGAGAAGCGUCCACAGCCGCGGGAAUGAGUCAGGGCCUCCGAAUCCCGGUCGCUUCUCCGUUUCUGAUGCUCUUGAUCCUGCUGGAGCCUCAGCCGUAACCAUGGUGACGCGGGUCGAGGUUGGCUCCAUACCGUCCUUGACGGCAGUGCCGGGCCUCGGGGACAUGGGCAAGGAGGAGGCCCUGAAGAGGACUUACUUCUGCCCCGCGGGGGACGCCUCUGGGACACCCUCGGCCCGGAUCUUGGAGGGCAAGAGCCCCCUGCGGAGCCCGGGCCGCCUCUUCCCCGUGCCCAGGCUCGCCCCGCGGCCCUUCUCCAAGGACCAGGCCCCCGACGUGAAGGCCCCCAGCUCGGCCCUGUGGCCUGGGCCCGCCCGGCCGGGUCCCUCGGGGCCUUGUGACCUGGACAGGAGGAUGCCCAGCCUGGGGGGGCAGGGGGUGGGCGGUGGAGUGGCCUCGGGGACAGGCCCGUCCCCGCUCAGCAAGGCUGCCUGCCCACGGCCCGGCCCUGGCACCGCGCUUCUCUUUGAAGCCACCAGAACUGGUCCCACCCUGGGGAAGGGGCUCAGCGAGGGCACGGUGGCCGUGACCCCCGAGUCUCCUCCCAGCUCCCGGCCUGAGGUGGCCGCCAAGCCUGCCCGGAAGCCCCCAGGGGCCCUUCCCCGGCCGGCGUCACUGCCACAGGACAUGCGACCAGCCGUCCCCCAAGAGGAGGCCACCCAUGACCAGUCGGUCCCAGAGGGCGGCGAGGAGGACCCCACGGGACCCCCAGCAGAAUCCAGGCCUCGCCCCAAGAGAAGGCCCGUCUCGGCCAUGUUCCUGGAGCCCGCUCAGCCCCCGAGGCCGGGCCCAGGCGCAGGGGCCACGUCGGGGAAGGUGGCCCCGGCCCCGCCCGAGAAGACCUGGGUCAGGAAGCCCCGGCCGAUGUCCGUGGACCUCACGGCCCCGUUCGAGAGCAAGGAAGCCCUGCUGAGGAAGGGGACCCGUGAGGGGCCGCAGGGGACAGACAGGGCCAACCCGGAGCCUCGGGUGGACGGGGGGUGGCCUGCCAGAGCCGAGGGUCCCCCUGGGGACCCAGACGCAGACUUCCUGGAGGUGGCCAAGAAGAUCCGAGAACGGAAGGAGAAGAGGCUUCUCAGGCAGGAAGAGACGGGCAGCCCCAGGAGCCCAGGGGACCCGGCCAGGGCGGGCCCUGGACAUGACCCACGACCCCAGCAGGAGAAAGCCAGCCUGGGCCAGGAGCCAGAGAAGACGCCCCCGUCCCCGCUGCCCAGGUCAGCGAGGGGCCCGGAGCUCGCGGAGGCCAACAGCAGAGGGGGCGACAGGGAGGCCGCAGCGGGGACGGCGGGGGCCUCCAGGGGCUGCGUCAAGAAGCGCCUGAGCCUAUUCGGGGAGGAGAGCCGCCUGGGCCCCGCAGCAGCAUGCGAGUCCCCACCGGCCACCCCUCAGUCCCCACCCACAGUGCCACCGCCCCAGAAGGGGGGCGUGAGUGUCCAGGAGCGGAUCAAAGGCUGGACCGCGGAGGGCGCCAGGGGGAGGCCCGAGCUCAGGAGGAGGACGCUCCCGUGGUCGCGGCCGCUGUCGGCAGAUCUGACCAGACUGUUUUCAAGUUCAGCCUCCAGUAGCGACAUCAGGUGUGAGAAGACCGCUGUGCCCAGCCCCACGUGUCCUGAGGAGCCCUCGGCCGAGCAGAAGGAAGGACAGAGUCUGAAUGGACGGACUUCCCCAAGGACCCUCUGGAAGCCUGAGGUCCCCCAGAAGAAGGGCAGACAGCCUGCAGGCCAGGACGGCGCUGACCAGGUCCCCAGCCGCUGUCGGGGUGGCGGCUCCUCUGGGGCUCCAGGCUCCCCUGAGGCCACCCUGGAGGACGAGGGCAGCUUCCAGAAGGUGUGGGCCACUGUGUUCGAGCACCACGUGGAGCGACACUUGGUGGCUGACCUGUCGGGACACCGCCUCUCGGCCACGCUCCCUCAUAACGAGGCCGAGCCGCCCGUCCCAGAGCCCAGACCCAGGCCCGAGAAGGGCCCUUGGCCGGCAGUGACGGUCCCCAGGAAGGAGAACCCCAGGAGCCCCGAGAGCGCUGAGCCACGGAGGCUGGGACGAGGCUCCCUGGCCGAUGGGGAGCCGAGACCGGGCCACACGCCCGUCCUGGAAAAAUACCCUUUUGGUGACAAAUGCACCAACAGCCCUGUCCCAAGGCCCGUGGAAACCCCCCCGGCGUGGCCGAGAGUGGAGCCCAGGUACGACGUGGUGCUCGCCGUCGGGGAGCGCGCCCACAGCGAGGCUGUCCCCCUCGUGCCCGAGGCCAAGGCUGUCACACUGCGAAGCAGCCGGACCCGGCCCUUGCUCAAGGACCGGCAGCUGUCCCAGGAGGCCACCUCCUCUGACCUGGAGCGCAGCCCGCACGGGCCCCGGGGGUGUGUCCAGAGGGCCAGUCUGAUGUGGGAAGCUCAGGGGCAGGAGGCCAGCGGGAGGCCUGUCUGUCGGGAGCCCAAGGACAUGCCCGGAGGCAGCUGCCCAUCGCCCAAAUGGACAGGUGGGACGGUGGCGAAUCUGCAUAGAGCCACCGUGGGGGCCAGCCCAGCGCCCUGUGCUCCUGAGGCCACUUCUUCCAGCACUGUCCAGGCUUCGGUCCGGGAGGCACAACCCCGGGGCCCUGGGAGGGUCAGUGUGUUGGUGGCAGGAGAGGUUCCCUCCCAGGGAGACCCCCGGGGUCCUCCAGCCAGGACCACGGACAAGCCCUUGAGCUCCCCGGCACAGCCGUGCCCAGAGACGCAGCCUGUGCAGAAGGGGCCUCGUGUGGCUGCCAGCACGGGUGACGCAGGGCUGGCCCAGGUCCCCGAAGCCAAGGUGUGGAAAACCAGUCCCAGUACCCGGAGGGUGGACCGGUGGAGGCGGCGGACUUUACCCCACUACGUGAAAUUCGACGACUUCAGCCUCCUGGGCCCCGAGACCACUGCGAGAGCCGAGCAGAGGCCAGCCGACUCCCUGGGCCCCACGGCCGGUGCCUUCCAGAACCCCCCCACCCCACCCGCCCCGGAGACCCAGGAGGAGGCCCCAGGGCCCUCAAGGACCUCCCCAGCAGGGAAGCCAGCGUCAUCUGUGGAGCCCAGGGUGACGUUUUUUGCAGUAACAUAUCAGAUUCCUGAUAUUCAAAAGACAAAAAGUGUCGUUAAGCUCAGGCCUGAGAACUCACUGGAACAUUCUAGAAAAACGGCCCCGCAUCCCUCAUCCCACCCUCUCACAUCUGCUUUGGUUUCUCCCAACCACGGGGAGCCACAGGCGACUGCGGGCAGGAGAAGCUGGGCUCAGGGACCAGAGGGUGUCAAGGGGACCGAUGUCUCCAGGGCCCCGAAGCCCACAGACCGCCCUUCGCCCCCCAGGGACGGGAUUCCGGACCCUUCCCGCGAAAGGAUCAUCGACGUGGACGCUUUAUCGACUCCUCGGGGGUCAGGAGAUGGCGGGGGUCUUCAGAGCAGCUGGAAGGACUGUGGAAACAAGGUGUCCCAAACUGCCCCAGCCCUGCGGAGUCGGCCAAAGGCCAGCAGCCUACUGGUCAGAAGGAGGACCGAGGUGGUCAGCGAGACGUACCCAGGGAAAAUGAGGGACGGCUACAGACCCGGCGUCCUCGACAUCGACGCCCUGAUGGCCCAGUACCAGGGGCACUGCUCCCAAGGCCCGGACGAGGCCCAGGAGCGCAGGGGCAGCCCCACCGCGGAGCCCAGCAGCUCGCCCCUCGAGAGGCCCGGCCGGCUGGGGAGGCAGGAGCUGGGCAGCGGGAGUCCCCAGGAGGCUGCGGGGGUCUGGAAGCGAGCCAGCCUGGCCGAACCCCUUCGCACGUCCAGCCCCAGCUCCCCCAGGCCGCCAGCAGAGACCCCAGGGCCAGCUCCGGCCACCAAGCCUAGCUCCCCUCUGUGGGCUCGGCCACUGCCCACUCCCGCGGAGCAAUGUCCUGCGGCCUCUCCUGUCCCUGAUGGUCCCAGGCACAGAGUCUUGGGGGUCACUGAGAAUGAAAGCAGGGCCUCCGGCAGCCAGCUCAGGGCCAAGUGUCAGCACUACCCUGUCGAGCGCAGGCCCCCUGCCCCCGAGGACCCGGCCGGUGGGGUGAGGGGAUCACCCAGGUCACCCGCCGAUGACCACAAGAACAGGACUCCAAGGAAGUCCACUGGGGAGGGCGAGGAGGCCCCGGGGAGCGGCCCCCCACAGCCCUGUGGAAAGGUGGUGCCGGACGUCAAGAGGUCCUGCUCCGAGAAGGGCCCCCGUGCCAGGACCCAGGAGGGUCUGUCCAUCAUGCAGGAAGCCAGAGAGAGGAGGCCAGAGCUACCCAGGGGGAGGCUCAGCCUCCCCGUGGAGAGUUCAGAAGCCAAAGCAGGACCGCAGAGGUGGGAGCCGAGGACUCAGGACAGCCACAAGGUGCCAUCGCGGGGCCUGGAGCCGGGGGAUGCCCUUCAGGAUAAUGAGCAGCCACUUCGGCAGGGAUCCCCUGUGGCCUCGGGACCUCAGAGAAGUCACAGCUUUUGCAAGGACAAGAGGAAUGGGCCUUUCGUGGACCACCUGAAGCAGUGCUUCUCCAGGCGACCCCCUGAGGCCAAGGACACAGACACCCUGGUGCACGAAGCCGAUGGCCAGUAUGGGACAUGGGCAGACCAGCGUCAGAGUGGGGACAGCUUGGCCCCCGAGUCACCGUCUCCGGACAGCAGCACCCCGUCAGCGCGGAGACAGCCCCUCAGUGGCCGCUUGUCCUCUCUGUCCUCGCAAACGGAGCCCGCCUCGGCCGCCGACCAGCGGAGCACCAGCGUGGACCGCUCCAGCUCCGAGCUGGAGUCCACCGACGGGGCGGACGGGCUGCCCCCACCGGAGCCCUGCGCAGCUGGCGGAGCGGACGACUUCUCCUUCAUCGACCAAACCUCAGUCCUCGACUCCAGUGCCCUCAAGACCCGGGUGCAGCUCAGCAAAAGAAGCCGCCGCCGGGCUCCUAUCUCCCACUCUCUCCGGCGAAGUCAAUUCAGCAAGUCAGAGAGCCAGUCUCCUUUGGAGGAAGAGAUUGAUAGCAUGUGGAUGUUCAAGGACUCAACAGAAGAGAAGUCGCCCCGGAGGGAAGAGUCAGAUGAGGAGGAGAAGCCUCCUAGGGUGGAAAGAGCUCCCGCCAGCCUCCCUCAGAGGGUGCCCGUGUUCCCGGGCAUGGACCCAGCCGUGCUGAAGGCCCAGCUGCCCAGGAGGCCAGAGGUGGACAGUUCUGGAGAGACCCCCGGCUGGAGCCCCCAACCCAAAGCCCCCAAGUCCCCCUUCCAGCCUGGGGUGCUGGGUAGUCGCGUGCUGCCCUCCAGCAUGGACAAGGACGAGAGGUCAGAGGAGCCCUCUCCCCAGUGGCUGAAGGACCUGAAGUCCAAGAAGAGGCGGAGCCUGUAUGAGAACCAAGCUUGACCGGGCAGGGGACACCGCCACACCCAAUUAACAGAAGCCUUAAGUGCCAGACUGUCUGAACCCGCCGCUGAGGCCGAGCCGCCGUUCCUGCACCCCGCACACGUGCCUGGGCCCCUCCCGAGGCCCGAGACCACUGUCCAGAGCCCCAGGAUCCGGCCAGGAGGCCCGGCCUCCACAGCCCCACUCAGCUCCCUAGACGGCACCGCUGCCUGGGACGACGCCCGGCCGUGCAGAAAGGCCCACGCCGCCGGGUCCUGCCUUUCCCUCAGAAGUUCCCAUCUGGACCCUCUCUCCGAGCCGUGGACGCCGGGGCUGGACUGUCACCCUGGGUCCUGGGAAAGCCCCGCAUUGGGAAGGCACCUUGCUCCUCCCCAGGCAGGUCUUCUGGGAAGGAGGUUUUCCAGAGAGUUCCAGUGUCUGCUCCCUGACACAGCCUUGGUCCAGGGACCGCCACGAGGCCACAGUUCCUGGUGACUUCUCGGCAGGCUCCUCCCCCGGAAGGAGGCCGCAUUGGCAGCCACCUUUCCCGUUCCUUCAAGGGUCUCUGUCCUUCCAGGAGCCAUGUGCAGGGCCAACUGCGUCAUCGUCCGUCAUUUUUGUUUGCUUUAGAAGGUGAUAAAGCAAUAAUUCCGCCAAUGUUCUUUGAAACUCGAUAUGUCCAUGUUUGUAGAGGCCGGGAGGGGGGUCUGACGGCGAGCCGUGAAGUGCCACCACCUCAGGUUGUCCAAGCUCGGUGAAACGGUCAUUGUCACCCUGGUCCAUAUCUUCCUGGUUCCUUUCCGUCUGAUCCCUGGGGAGGCUUUGUCUCUGCAGCUGGGACGGCGCUGCCCUUGCCCCCAGACGUCGGGCCUGCGCUGGGCCUCCUUUCCCGGCCUCCUUUGAACCCUGCUGGCCUUCUGGGGAGAGGGACCGCCACUGCGAGCUGAGCCAGGACACACAGGGUCCUGUCCUCCUGUCCCACCCCACCCCACCUGCACCCAGCUCCACCCGCCCAGGGCCCUUCUUGGCCCAAGUGCCGAUCUCACUCCAAGUCCUUCCCUGGAGGGGAGCCCCGGGCGGGGACUCUGGGCAGAAGUGCUGGGUGCUGGUGACACAGGGGGGACCCACUUCACCUCUCUUUCUUGCUAGCGAUAAGCGAAGCCUGGGGGCAGCCACAGCCUCUGGUGGCUCCUGACGCCUUCCCCGCCUCUUGCUCUCCCUGGGAGUACUCAGCACCAGCACCUCCUCUUGGGAAACCCAGGUGCCAGCAAGCACCCUGCACCCGUCCUGCCUGGAGUCGCCACCAGUCUUGUGCCAACUUUGCCUGGGAGAUGUCCUCGGUGACAUUCUGGGCUGUGCAGGACUGUGGAGGGCCCCAGCACCUGCUCCUUGGCUUCCCAAGUGGCGGCCAUCUCUGGGUAUCCCUUCUCUGCAGAGUGUCAAGACCUGCUUCUCUUGUCUCUCGCUGGUCACGUCUCCACUGGUCCCCCCAUGCCCACCUCCUGGUCUUCUCUGCCUUCACCACCUCGUAUCUCUCUGUGUGGGGGGGGACAGCAGCCCUCCGUCUCUCCAGGUUAGGACAAACACCUGUGCCCGGGGAGUACCAUGUUCAGUACCGUGGACAGUGGCCACAGACCCCAGGGCACCCCACGCCAUCCCUGCCCCCUCCCAGCUCUGCACCUGGGAGCCUCAUGUCUCCGUGUCUGGGACUUGGUGUCCUCUGCAGCCACCUGGGGACUCACUGCCUCUGGAACAGCUUGAAUUGGUUUUCUUGAGGGUCUGUCUCAGUUUUCCAGCAGUUUUGAGGUGGUGGCUUUCCAAGUCAAGGGACACGUUCUUGAGUGUUUUGACGCUGACGUCUCAGUUUUUAUCUUUUCUUGUGAGUGAAAGGGCUUCUUGUUCCCUCUCAGGAGCAGGCACAGAGCAGAUCUUGAUAUACUGAUGCAAACACCAGGGGCACGUAACCACUGAGCAACACCCCCAGCCCUUUUUAAGUUUUUGUUUAGAGAGAGGGCCUCACUAAGUUCCUGAGUCUGGCCUCUAACUUGCGAUCCUCCUGCCUCAGCCUCCCGAGCCUCUGGGAUUACAGGCGUGCACUACCGUGCCCAGCAGAAUCCUCAAUUCUUAAUAUAGUAGCCCACCUGACAGGAAGGAGAUUCCUGAAACAAAAGAUUCCAGACAAGACUGCCCUGGGGUGGUUCUUUCCAGCCUUUCCCUCCUUGGUUGGCAUAAGUCUACUUAAUUCCCUGUUGAUGAAGAGGUAACACUGACCUUGAAUCUGGCCAGAACAAGCCUCUGCACCUUUGUCCAUGCACCUCCGCAUCUCUUCCAGCACCCCAGGGCUGACAAUCACAGCCACGCGGGUUCUCUGGACCCCAGGCUCCUGCUAUGAUCAGCGCAAUGAAGUGACAGGUGGCUGAUGUUCCAGGGGGUGGCCCCGCGGGUUGCCGAUUUCUCCUUUGGAAAUCUGUCCCCUUUUAAACUACCUUAAUAUGCCUUAAUCCUCCGGGUGCCCGAGCCUGCCCCCACCCAGCGUCCUCCCCGGCUCCCCCGCUGGGGACCCCACAUUCCCGUGCUCCUCGUCCCCUCCGCCCCUUUGCACAUCAGCUCUUUGACAGCUGGCCUUUUGAUAGUCCGUACCUUGUCCUGCAGUUAGACCCCUCCCUCAUGGUCCCCACAGCCAGGGCUCGGGAAUCAGUGUUGGGGAGACUCGGCCCCCCGAGAAGGCAGGUGGGGGUGGAACUUGUGGUCCCAGGGAGGUUGGGCGUUGGGAGCGGCGACAGCCUCACAUUCGACAAUCAGGGACAGGACAGUCAGAUGGCGGUCGUGCCUUCCAGGGGACGGGCCAGGUGACAGAUGCGGAUGUUCCUCUGCACAUCCCCAGGGGUGACGCCGGCCUGCUAAGGACUGGAUCAGCAAUGUGCAGGUCCCAGGCCUGGAGCGCAGGGGCUGAGCGGGGGACUUGGAAGGACCUUCAGGUGAUUUUCCUACCGCUGACCACGGCUUCUCCGCAUGCUGUCACGGUGCGACCUCCAUCUGUGCGUGAACCCUCCAGGAUGCCCCAGGAGCUUGGCAGAACUGCAGAGCUGAGUCUCCCACCCCCAGUUUAGAUGUGUGGGCGUGGCCAGGUGGACGGUUCCCAAGUGGCACCGCGGCAGCCUCUGCCUUCUCCACACCAUGCGUUGAAACAGGAACGCAAAAGGCCCAGGGGGUCCUGGUUCCCUGGGGCAGGAGGGACCGUGUGCGAGGAGGGGGACACUGGACCUGUGCCACAUCCAGAAAGGAUAGAGCAAGGGGGGGUCUGUGCUGAGAAGCUCCCCAAGUAACCCACCAGGCAGGCUGGGGCUCUGGAAGCCACCAGGCCCAGUGAGCUGGCUGUCCCCGUCCCUGUCCUCCUGGGUCCCUUGCUCUCUGUGUCCAGUUGGCUUCUGUGGGAAGGUGGGUGGGAAGCCAGUUUUCUUUUCCAGAAAGUCAACCUGAUGCUUUUGGCAAGCAAACGCUUGAAGUGGACGCCUGAGCCUGUCCCCUCGUGCCCGGGAGCUCCUUAAACAGUCGCGCUCUGGCCCGCGCCCCGUCUCCUCCUGCCAUGACUCGGACCUGCCCUUCCGUGACAAUCGCUGGUGGCAUCAGGCCCGCUGGACAUUGAUGCCAUGGUCUAAAGAAGAAUCUGAGCUUUUUAGUGGCCUCCUCCGACACGGCCUUACGGAUCCUAUAAACACGGGGUUCACACGUCCUUGACUGCGUCAGGGAAGAGACUUUUGUUCUGUCGUUUCCCAAACCCGGACAAUGCCCCGAGAGUCCUGCCCUUCCCGGGCGGGCGAUCUGGCCCUCAGGACACUCCCGGUCCGGGGCAGGAGGGUGAAAUCCAUAUGCACAGAGUCUCUAUUUUCCUAGUCAUUCUUGCGGGUCCCUCCUAGGAUCUUUGAGUCACCAUAGAAGGUGUCAAUUCCAGGGAAAGGUGCAGUCUUCUGCCCGCCGGGUUGUCGCAGUGGCCUUAUGAGUCCCCAGGCUCCGGGCCUUCUGGACAGAGGGCAGGCGAGAGGCACCUUAGCCAGUCCCGGGAACGACCUGUCACCGCGUGGCUGAGAAUCCAUCUAGAAAACCCUCUAUUUUUCAUGUAAAGGCCCCGCGGGGCUCCCUGACCUCUCGGCGUCGCGUGUCUACAAGGGCUUUCAUGUUUGUGACUGUAUAGAGGCCCUGCCUGUCUCCAGAGCAGCUGGGGACGGUCCACCGCAGUGAGGAGCCUGGGCUGGGCUUGCACAGAGAUGCUGCGUUUGGGCCACGAACAUAGCAAAUAAAGCUUGGACCAAGUGGCGUUGGAGAAGU
Molecule: messenger RNA, 12597 nt
Organism: Ictidomys tridecemlineatus (thirteen-lined ground squirrel)
Lineage: Eukaryota; Metazoa; Chordata; Mammalia; Rodentia; Sciuridae
Source: RefSeq, a predicted model, not a curated record